Thrips palmi is the source of this 6125-nucleotide messenger RNA. It is a transcript of the gene MED14, whose product is annotated as mediator of RNA polymerase II transcription subunit 14. Gene Ontology annotation, biological process: regulation of transcription by RNA polymerase II. Gene Ontology annotation, cellular component: mediator complex; core mediator complex. Lineage: Eukaryota; Metazoa; Arthropoda; Insecta; Thysanoptera; Thripidae. The record is from RefSeq and is a predicted model, not a curated record. The coding region runs from base 608 to 5635 and encodes 1675 amino acids. The transcript has 20 exons. Gene Ontology annotation, molecular function: transcription coregulator activity.
ACGCUGUUAAUUGGCAACAACUCAACGCAAGCCGUGCCAGAGUACCAGCACUGCCACCUCCUCUCCAUCGCCGGGUUGGAUCGUUUCCUUUGUUGUGUUUUUUGUCAAGCGUUGUCUCACUCACUGACCAACGUCACACCGCUCGGAACCUCCCGCUUCGAGGCUGGCAGGCUGGCGGUCUGCCUAGACUCGGCGUCGAUCCACCAUGCGCCACACUGACAACCAUCUUGGUCUUUCUUUCUGCUGGCGUCCAAGCGCACAGCGCAGAGCGCGCAAUUUGUCUCGUGCGCGCUCCUGUUCGAACCGGCCCGCGCGCCGGCGCUGACCUGCCCCCCUCCAGUGUCUCCACCUAGCGGACGACGGCUGAACUCAAAUCCCUGCCCUCCCCCACCACGCCGCACCGGCAGCCGCAGCCGACUCAACUCGGAAAAUGUUUUGUGGUGUUUGUCAUAGGCCAACGAUAUUUUGAAAAAGGAGUAACUUGAUGCAGGAGGCAAUAUUUGGAUUCAAUGACAUGUAACCUACCGCCGGUGUAUUUUCCGGCUUUUGCCUGCUUUCUUUUCACGCGGCCCUUCUUCUUCAGUUUGUAAUAUUCAUUGAACCUAUCAUGGCACCGGUACCACUAGAAGGGCAGCAAGUCCCUAUGAUGCCUAUGCCGGCGGAGGGUCAGCGAGGUGGAUCUAUCAGUUUGGCUGUUCUUAUUGACUUCAUUGUUCAACGAACUUAUCAUGAACUUACAGUUUUGGCAGAAUUGCUUCCUAGAAAAACUGACAUGGAAAGGAAAAUUGAAAUAUACAAUUUUUCCUCAAGAACGCGCCAACUGUUUGUUCGUCUUCUUGCUCUCGUAAAGUGGGCUAAUUCUGCUUCCAAAGUUGACAAAUCUGCUCACAUCAUGGCGUUUUUAGAUAAGCAGUCCAUGUUAUUUGUUGACACUGCUGAUAUGUUAGCUAGAAUGGCCAGAGAAACACUAGUUCAUGCUCGGCUUCCUAAUUUUCACAUACCUGCAGCUGUUGAGGUUCUGACUACGGGAACCUACAGCCGUCUUCCUGUUUGCAUUAGAGAAAAAAUAGUGCCUCCAGAUCCCAUUACUGCCCUAGAAAAAAAGAGUACAUUACAACGAUUAAAUCAGGUCAUUCAACAUAGACUUGUUACUGGAAAUCUUUUACCUCAGAUGAGGAACCUGAAGAUUGAUGCUGGUAGAGUUACCUUUCAUGUAAAACAUGAGUUUGAAGUAUCACUCACUGUGAUGGGAGAUGGACCCAACAUUCCCUGGCGGUUACUUGAUGUUGAAAUACUUGUCGAGGACAAGGAUAUUGGAGAGGGAAAGGCCUUGGUCCAUCCUCUGCAAGUACAGUAUGUACACAAAGUACUUCAAACCCGCCUUGCUGAUCACCCUAAUCCAUUAGAUGAGGUUUAUAGUUGCCUCCAUUUCUUUGCUCAAUCUCUUCAGCUAGAAGUUCUCUAUUCACAAGCACUGAGGCUAAAGAGAGAUCGCCUUGAAAAUUUUAUUAUGGUUGAGGACUAUGCACCUGGCAAGCAUUUGACAAUUCUUUAUUGGCGUGAGCUCUCUCAGAAGGAACCCCGGUCAGAAUUGGGCUACAAACUCACUGUUCAAGUAGAUCAGCAUGACAGUGCCAGGCCUCUUGCUGUUGUCCAUUCACCUUCCCUAGGGCACAAUGAGGUUGAAAUUGCUGACAAAGCCAUUCACUCUGCUGUUUUAUCCGUGGAGAGGCUUUUAGUGCACACAAUUUAUGUCCGAUCUAAAUCAAGGUUGACUGAUCUGAAAACAGAAAUACAAGCCAUGUUACCUGGAGUUGAAUGUACAUUAAGUGGAGUACCAGCUGUGCUGAGUGUUCCACUAUUGCAACCAUGCCAGCGAGCAGAGCAAAUGCUGGUUACUGUAGAGACCCACUCGGGUAUACUACAAUGUUGUGUACCUCAGUAUGAAGCCCCUCUAAUGCAGGAUAUAAGUAAUGCCUUAAAUGGUGAUCGUUCAAAAUUGCCAACAUUACUAUCUGAACUUCGCUUCUGGGUAGUACAGAGACGGUGUGAGAAGACACUUAUGCAUUUGCCUGUUUCUGUGAAGGAGCGUCUACCCCUGUUAAUGCCUCAAGAUAAUCCUAUUACCUCAAGAUUAGGGAGACACCACAUGUUGGUUCAACUACAUCAUCAUCCAGGCUCUGUCCUCAUUGUGGAUUUAAAUGAGAGAAAGGAGUCGGUCUUAAAUGUAGAUUGCACUUUUUAUCUGGCAACAGUUCGCAAUAUAUUGAUUAAUGAUGAGGAACAUGCUCAGACUUCUUCAACAGCAGCAGCUGCAUCUGAAGAAACCACACAUGAAUUAGAAACGCCUAAGCCAUAUUUAAAGGUUUUAUCUCUUGUGGAAUUUGACACCUUUGUUUCAACCCAUGGUCCUUGGACAAGUGUGGAAGACCCUGACUAUGGAGGAAAACGAAAACUUGUGGGUAUUCAUGAUCCCCGCCAAAGAUCAAAACACCCUGCCUACUUCAUUCCUGAAUUAGCUCAUGUCGUUGCCAUGUGCGAUGAGAGGAUACCAUUUUUGAGUAUGGCACAGGAGUUGACAAGGAGGGACAUUGCUCAUCAGGGCAUCCAGGUUGAAUCAGGAGCUACAGGUCUCAUGCUGCAACUUGUAACUCUUCCUCCACCUGAAGGCGUCUCUUCCUUAGAUCCUGACUAUCUGGCCCUACUACGCCGUGUUCUUGCAAUAACAGUUAGGACAUGUACACGUACUCCUGGUCGGGGAUGGGUUGUGGAGCUGGUCUUUGCUGCUUCUCCCCUCCAGUCAACACAUCCCAGAGAACAAGGCAAUAGACGCCCUGUUUACCUGCAGUAUGAAAUGCUUUCAGAAGACAAUGUAUCUAAGACUAUAGACAGUUUACUUUGUGACUGGGAACAUAUCUAUCACAUUUUCUCGCUGGCUGAGGAACUCUCUAAAUGCUAUAAAAUAGAAAAAUACAACUUGCCUUUAAUCUGUCAAGUCAAAUGCUAUAAUUACACAAAGCUUGUCCUAGGUUAUGGUCCUGACAAGGGAGCAAUAGUCACUAUUCUGUGGCGCAAAGAUAAAAAGGCAUUUAACUUAUGCUUUGGUACUUUAGGAUCAGCUUCUCUAGCUCAUUCUCUCAUCAGACAGCAGUUGAUCAUGUACCUCAACCAUCAUAAAAGUGCAGUGCUGUUGGUUCAACUCCUGCAUGAAACUUAUGAACCCCUUUCCUCAGUCUUACACUUGUCUCCCAGCCCACAGCUUGGCAUAAAUAGCAAUAGACCCAUGGUUCCUGUGCAAACCUGGACAAUUGUAGCAGAAACUCCUACUUUACUGCGAUUAGUGUAUCAGUCCACUUACUGUCUAGAACUUAGAAUCCGGGGAAAUGGCUGUGUGAGCAUAAGGGAUGGUGCUCAUUCGAUAUUUGAUAGUUGCUCAGUGGUUUCAGAUUUGAUGCCAACAAGGCUCCUAAAGACUUUCCUCUCAAAAUAUGUAACAGACUCAGAUAUUUCAAGAAGAAGAUCACAAUCAGAGGAUGAAAACCCUCCUUCUCCAGUUUUAUUAGAACAAGAAACGGGUAACAUUUUGUCGGUACGUGGGCCUCAGUCGCCUGCCAGUCAGAAAGAUGGAUUGCGUUUUCAUCCUCCAUUAACACCUCCCUCGGGGAGCAAUCCACACACACCCGCAAGUCCAAUGACAUCCAACAUGCAAGGUGUCAAUCCAUCUGCGUCUCCAGGCGUUGGCCUCGUAGCAAGCUCCCCAAACCCUCACCCUAUGCCCAGCCCCCUUGCCAUGCCCAGUGCAUCUCCCCAGCCGUCCAUGAUUGGCCACUCGCCGGCAGGAUCCUUCAUGGGGGGAGGCCACAUGGACGGGAGCCCCUUCCCGACGCAGAGCAUGGCGUCGCCCGCCGCCUCCAACUGGCCCAACUCGCCGGGCAUGCCGCGGCCGUCCCCCCUGCGGCCGGGCCACUCGCCCGACCGCGACCGCGACCGCGAGCACAAGACGGACCUGUGGCACCAGUCGCGAGUGUUGCCGCAGCGCUUCUGGGCCGCUGCCGUGCCCACGGUGCUGAGCACGAAGGCCCUGGAGGUGCUGUGCCGGCCCUGCCCGAUGCCUCCGCCGGGCCCCAACGCCCCGCCCCCGCAGGUGCCCUUGGGCACGGCCGAGCUGUGCCCGUUGGAGCGCUUCCUAGGGUGCAUCUUCAUGCGCAGGCAGAUGCAUCGAUUUGUGCAGUCGGAGGAGACGCUGACAGAUCUUGGAACAUCAGAGCCAGGUGUUGUUCACUUCAAGACAGAGAGCCUCCAGUGCCGUCUUGUAUUGAACCCAAACCACCUCCAAACAUUGCACAUGAAGGUUGGCUCCCUGCCUGAAAGCAAGGACCAGUGGGGGAUGGAAGAAGUGCAGAUAAUUGAAAAGUUCUUUGAAAUGAGAGUUGCAUGUCCUCCAUUCAAACCGAACUCUCUUUUGGGUCUUGCUCGUAUGCUCAAUACUCCCCAUUACGUCCUCAAAGAUUUCAUACAACUAAUGAAGCUUGACUUGAUGCCGAGCAUAGCACAACAAGCCAAUUUCAAGUGGAGUAUUCAACUCUGUUUGCGAGUUCCCCCCUCAUCAGCCUCUCCCAUUGUGCCUACUGGACAGGCUGGAGUCCUAAUCAGCCGUAGUAAAAUCCUCUUCUUCGUUCAACUAACGAGGAUAACUCCAAACCCUAUGGAAGGGAUGACCCUAGUGCUGCCUCUUGUGUAUGACAUUGCUGUGCGCAACACACUGGUCGCUGAAAAGAGAGAGCCCGGACCUGCUCUUGCUGUAUCUGCUGCAAGCAUGCAAUUGAAGAGAUUUGCAGAAUUCUCUGCCCAAUCAACAAUGGGUCAUGAGUGCACUCUACUGUUGGCGAUUCGAGACUUGCUUAUGAACCUCACACUUCCAAAUGAUGUGCAUCCGGUUGGCCCCGGAGGCCCUAUGCAAGCCGCAUUCGGCAUGAUGCAUCCGCCCAUGGGCUCUGGCCCCGGAGGACCUGGAGGACCUGGCGGGCCUGGCGCAUCCGGUGGACCGGGUGGAUCCGGUCCUGGUGCUUCCUUAGUUCCUGGAGCUGCCAUGGGUCCCGGAAUGGGCCCCGGCCCAGGUAUGGGUCCUGGUCCUGGAAUGGGUCCCGGCCCUGGAAUGGGUCAUGGCCCUGGUCCUGGAAUGGGUCCUGGUCCUGGAAUGGGCAUGGGAAUGGGUCCCGCAGUUGGUAUGGCUUCACCCAUGGGUCCAGGAAUGAGUCCGGGGCCGGGGAUGAGUCCUGGCCCUGGAAUGGGACCUGGACCGGGAAUCAGUCCCGGCCCGGGAAUGGGUCCUGGACAGAUGCAGGCCCCAUUUGGCAUGAUGCAUCCUCCCAUGGGGCCGGGGGCGGGCCCUGGAGUGGGGGGCGGCCCCGGGGGCGUGCCAGGCGGUGCUGGUAUGCCGGGCAACAUGGGCGGGAGCGGAGGACCGAACCCUGCAGGUAUGGCCGGUCACAUGGGCAACCCGAUGAGCGGGCCCAUGGGAGGCCCGAUGGGAGGCCCCAUGGGAAAUCAGAUGGGCGGACCUAUGGGCCCGGGCGGACAGUAUUCUGGAGGGCCCAUGGGUAACAUGGGGCAGCACCACAUGAUGGGCUCCUAAACAUUUCCCAUUCCCUGUACCUGACUGGAGGAGUGUGCAAGAGCAGACCUAGAGCCCCCAUAUUAUUUAUCCGAGAUUGACUUGGAUGUGAGUCUAUGAGGCAGAUUUUAUCAAAGCUGGAUGACAAUAGGUGCUUUACAAUGACAGUACAAAAGUAGGAUUGCUGACUGAUGCAUGUGGUGUGUAACCUCAUGCUGUUGGUUGUGUUGUGUGGACGAUAUUUUUUUUUGUUUUGUUAAGCCAAUCAUUAUUUUCUGAAUGAUGUGUUUUCUGUUUAAUAAUACUCAAUUUGUUUCUAAGUAGGCUUUACCAUUAUUAACUUAAAUCUGCUAUGGUUAAAAAAUCAUGGUUGCUCCAUUGACCUUAUUUAUACAUGUAAUUUAAAGAACUUCUAAUAGUUUGUACAUUUUAUUUUACUACUGGUAUCUUCCUUAUUUUUUAAUACCUGUUCAUUUGUAAAUAGAAAAAUAAAUGUGAACUAUGUUGUUAA